AUGGCAAAAAAAGAAAUUAAACAUGAUAAUCCAAUGGAUGCAUUGACAUUUAAAUCACCAGAAGGUAUUUUAAUUAAACCAAUCUACACACAAAAAGAUACACACAAUAUUGUUGAAGAUGAAGUUGCAGGUCAAUACCCAUUCACUAGAGGUCCAUAUGCCACUAUGUACACCCAUAGACCAUGGACUAUUCGUCAAUAUGCUGGUUUUUCAACUGCUGAAGAAUCAAAUAAGUUUUAUCGUGCAAAUAUGGCAGCAGGUCAAAAAGGUUUAUCAGUUGCAUUCGAUUUAGCAACCCAUCGUGGUUAUGACUCUGAUCAUCCACGUGUAUCAGGUGAUGUUGGUAUGGCUGGUGUAGCUAUCGAUUCUGUCGAGGAUAUGAAGAUUUUAUUCGAUGGUUUACCAUUAAAUCAAGUUUCAGUAUCUAUGACUAUGAAUGGUGCUGUAUUACCAAUUUUAGCAAUGUAUGUUGUUGCUGCUGAAGAGCAAGGUGCAAAACAAUCAGAAUUAGCUGGUACUAUUCAAAACGAUAUUCUUAAAGAGUUUAUGGUUCGUAACACUUUUAUUUAUCCACCAAUUCCAUCAAUGAAAAUCAUUUCAGAUAUUAUGUGUUACACUUCAAAAUACAUGCCAAAAUAUAACAGUAUUUCAAUUUCUGGUUAUCACAUUCAAGAAGCUGGUGCCGAUACCGCUUUGGAAUUAGCAUUCACUUUAGCUGAUGGUUUAGAAUAUGUUCGUUGUGGUCUUCAAGGUGGUGUCACUGUCGAUGAGAUUGCACCACGUUUCUCUUUCUUCUUUGGUAUUGGUAUGAACUUCUAUUUAGAAAUUGCCAAGUUACGUGCUGCUCGUCGUUUAUGGGCCAAACUUAUGAAAGAAAAAUUCGCUCCAAAAGACACCAAAUCAUUAUUAUUACGUACCCAUUGUCAAACCUCUGGUUGGUCAUUAACUGAACAAGAUCCAUACAACAAUGUUAUUCGUACAACUGUUGAAGCUAUGUCUGCUGUUUUAGGUGGUACUCAAUCACUCCACACUAAUGCCCUCGAUGAAGCCAUUGGUUUACCAACUGAAUUCUCUGCUCGUAUUGCUCGUAAUACUCAAUUAAUUCUUCAAGAAGAAACUGGUAUUCCACGUAUUGUUGAUCCAUGGGCUGGUUCAUAUGCUAUGGAAUCAUUAACAAACGAACUCGAAAAUAAAGCCAAAGAGAUCAUUGACGAAGUUGAAAAGAUGGGUGGUAUGGCUAAAGCUGUUGUUGAUGGUUUACCAAAACGUAGAAUUGAAGAAGCCGCCGCUUCUCGUCAAGCUAGAAUUGAUAGUGGUAUCGAAACUAUUGUUGGUGUCAACAAAUACAAAUUAAAGAAUGAAGAAAGAAUCGAUAUUCUCUCCAUUGAUAACGAUAAAGUAAAGGCUUCACAAAUCGAACGUCUCUUAAGAGUCAGAGCCACUCGUGACCAAGCCAAAGCUAAUGCUGCUUUAGACGCUCUUACUGAAGCUGCUAAAUCUGGUAAUGGUAAUCUCUUAGGUUUAGCCAUUGAAGCUGCUCGUGCUCGUUGUACCGUUGGUGAAAUUUCAGAUGCUUUAGAGAAGAUUUAUGGUCGUUAUAUUCCAACCUCAACCUUAGCCAGUGGUGCUUAUAAAUCUGCUUAUGGUAAUGCCGAUGUCAUGGAUAAAGUUUUAACAAGAGUCAAAGAGUUUGCAAAGAAACAAGGUAGACCACCAAGAAUUCUCAUCGCUAAAAUGGGUCAAGAUGGUCAUGAUAGAGGUGCUAAAGCUGUCGCUUCUGCUUUCUCAGAUUUUGGUUUUGAAGUUGAUUUAUCACCAUUAUUCAGUACCCCAGAAGAAAGUUGUAAAUUUGCUAUUGAAAGUGAUGUAGAUGUUGUUGGUAUUAGCAGUCUUGCUGCCGGUCAUAAAACUUUAGUUCCAGCUUUAGUUGGUGAACUUAAAAAACAUCAUGCUGAACACAUUACUGUAAUUUGUGGAGGUGUUAUUCCACCACAAGAUUAUGAUUUCCUUUAUCAACAUGGUGUUGCUGCUAUCUUUGGUCCAGGUACCCCAAUUACUGAUGCCGCUUUAGCUGUUAUUGAUGCUGUUGAAAAGAAAUUGGCUGAAAAGAAAUAA
This is a messenger RNA of Dictyostelium purpureum, 2115 nucleotides long. RefSeq lists its product as uncharacterized. The coding region runs from base 1 to 2115 and encodes 704 amino acids. Gene Ontology annotation, molecular function: metal ion binding; cobalamin binding; methylmalonyl-CoA mutase activity. The record is from RefSeq and is a predicted model, not a curated record. Gene Ontology annotation, cellular component: mitochondrion. The transcript is spliced from 2 exons. Lineage: Eukaryota; Evosea; Eumycetozoa; Dictyosteliales; Dictyosteliaceae.